GUAAUUUUUGAGAGGAUUAAUUUCCUCAAUUAUGUGUGAAUCCUACAAAAAAGUGCAAAUCUCCAACGAAGAAGCAAGCAAAGAAAGGCCGAAGCUGUUCCUAGAGUCCGGGGCCAAAAACGGUUAAUAAAAAAUAGAAGAUUCGUGACCACCAAUCAGAUUACUUCCCUCCAUUUGUGUUAUUUCGUGCUGUAUUAUUUUGUGAGAGAGAAGUAGAGGUAGCCGGUACGAGAUUUGCAUUUCUACAGAGAAGUAAAUAGUCAAGUUGUAUUUAUAAGAUGCAAUGACCACCAAUUUAUUGAGAGUUCAAUUUGUCGAAGAAAACGGGGCGAUCAAUAUUGCUAUAAUAAGCAGUAAUUGGCUAAUACCUAAGAAAAGAGAAAGCUUUUGGCCUCCAUACAAGAAGCAAUACCAAUAUGAACAAUCAUUAAAGAAAAAUGAAACACCAAACAUUGAAACAUGGACUCUGCACAAAAUUCAAAAAGUUUUAUUUACUGAGAAAGAUAAUGAUUACCACAAGGCUAAGAAACAAUUAGAAUUUUGCGAAGAGAAUUCAGACAUACCGUCUGAUUUUGAUACAGCACUAAAGAAAUUAAACACAAUUGAUAAGCCACGUAAUAGGAAGCGACCUAAUCACUAUUGUGGAAAAUGCGAAGAUAGUGAUGAACAAAGCGAUAGUGAAAAAGAAUUAUUAAAUCAUGGUAUUAACAAAAAGAAAUGCAACAAUAAACGUUUAUUACGGCCUCCAGUAAUUUCAUCAGAUGAUGAAUUACAAGUAAACGGUGAACCUGUAAUCACAGUUCCUAAUAUUCCGCUUGUGGAAAGAUUUGCUAGUAGAUCAAAUACUCCAAUUGCUAGUACAUCAAAUACUCCAAAUGCUUUAGUUGCAAAAAAUGAUAUUGCACAUUCGUCUCCUAAAAAUAUUAAAUUAGUUAAAUCGUUAGACGAAUUAUGUUUUGUAUUUGGCAAGUUUGGGUGGUAA
Messenger RNA from Camponotus floridanus (Florida carpenter ant), 982 nucleotides. RefSeq lists its product as uncharacterized. Lineage: Eukaryota; Metazoa; Arthropoda; Insecta; Hymenoptera; Formicidae. The record is from RefSeq and is a predicted model, not a curated record. The transcript has 6 exons. Bases 284 to 982 code for a protein of 232 amino acids.